Clupea harengus (Atlantic herring) is the source of this 3749-nucleotide messenger RNA. It is a transcript of the gene adam8a, whose product is annotated as ADAM metallopeptidase domain 8a. NCBI's taxonomy places the organism in Eukaryota, Metazoa, Chordata, Actinopteri, Clupeiformes, Clupeidae. Gene Ontology annotation, molecular function: cell adhesion molecule binding; metalloendopeptidase activity. The record is from RefSeq and is a predicted model, not a curated record. Gene Ontology annotation, biological process: inflammatory response; proteolysis; positive regulation of membrane protein ectodomain proteolysis.
AGCCAAAUGGGUUAAGUAGGCUAAACUUUAUCCGGACGAAAGGAAGUGUGUUACUCUCGGCUUUUUUCAUGUGUCACUAAAAUCUUCCUGUAAUUCUUGACUCGACAAUGAUUCACCGCCUGACUUGCCGGAUGAGUGGUCAUAGCCUAUAUGCUAAUUCAUAUUGCAUCGCUGUAGAGGCGGAGCGCACGCUUGCCAGAAUUAACCUAUUCAAGUGCCGCUUCAGCGGCACAGUUUGCGCUGACCGGCUGCGAGAUCGGGCUGUAACUAUGAACAUGAAACACACUGGAGUUUUACUAUGGAUUCAUAUCUGUCUUUCACUGUUAGGUUCGUUUGUCAUCUGCAGCCAAGCGUUACCACAUGUUUCGCGCUAUGAUGUGGUUCGACUUCUGAAACUAAACGUUAACGGACGCACGAAAAGGAGUGCCUCUUCUCAACAGACAUUCCCAGAUGAACUACACUUCGGACUGGUAGCGGAGGGGAAGAACUACACUCUGCACUUAGAAAAGAACAGAGAUUUAAUCGGGAAGGAUUACACUCUGACACACUACAAAAAGGAUGGGACUGUGUCAACAACAGGCUCAGAGGCUGCAGAUCACUGCUAUUAUCAUGGUCACGUCCCUGGGCUGGUGGACUCUUCUAUCAGUGUUGGCCUCUGCUCUGGAAUGCACGGUGUGGUGUCAGUGGACCAGAAGGUGUAUCUCAUCGAGCCUCUGGAAGGUUCCGUGGAGGGCGAUCACGCCCUGUACCGCCCUGAGCACCUGACAAAGAGGAGCAGAGAGAAGCGAGGCGCGGGUGUGCACCCGGAGAUGGAUGUCCUGUACGACGACACCCCCCGCCCACUGGGCAUGCGGAGCCGCGCGUCACUGAAGGCCCAGCGCUUCGUGGAGCUGAUGGUGGUGGUCGACAGCAGUGAGUACAAGCACUAUAAAACCAAGAAGAAGGUGGAGGAGUUUAUCCUGAAAGUUGCAAAUCAUGUUGACAUGCUGUACCGUCCCUUGAACCUGCGUGUGAUCCUGGUGGGUCUGGAGAUCUGGUCUACUGAUCAGAUUGUGGUGAGCUCAAGACCCAGUGACUUGCUCAACCAAUUUGUCGACUGGCAGAGGAAUAAUCUGAUGAAGCGGAAGAAACACGACAAUGCCCAGUUUGUCACUGGAGUGGAUUUUGAAGGCAGUACUGUGGGACUGGCGUUUGUGUCAGUCAUGUGUUUCGACAAAUCAGGUGGUGUGAAUCAGGAUCGCCAUGACGGCAUCCUCAGCCUGGCGUCCACCAUGGCCCAUGAGAUGGGGCACAAUCUGGGCAUGAGCCACGACGAGGACAGCUGCCACUGCGGGAAAGACGGCAAGAGCUGCGUCAUGGCAGAUACAGUGGGCUUUGUCUACCCAGAGCGCUUCAGCAGCUGCAGCCAGGCGGCCUACAGGAAGUUCCUGGAGGACUACAACCCCAGCUGCCUGGUCAACAAGCCCCGCCCUGAACAGGUGUACGGGGCUCCUGUGUGCGGCAACGCCUUCCUGGAGAAGGGAGAAGAGUGUGACUGCGGGACAGUGGAGGAGUGUACUAACCCCUGCUGUAAUGCCACUACCUGCCGCCUGACGGAGAGCUCCCAGUGUGCAGAAGGAGAGUGUUGCCAGAACUGUAAGUUUAAGGCAGCGGGGAACAUGUGCAGGAUGAGUGCCCAUGACUGUGAUCUGACGGAGCACUGCUCUGGGAGUUCUGGUGACUGCCCUCGUGACGUCUACCGGAUGAACGGUAUCCCAUGCAACCGUAACCGCGGAUACUGCUACAAUGGCCAGUGCCCCUCCCACCAGCAGCAGUGCCGCCUACUCUUUGGAGAAGAUGCAGACUCGUGUUUCGUCAAUACUUGUAAUUAUCGCUUGGCCUGUGAUGAAAGGCAGUUGAAGUGUGAGAACGUGCAGUGCACGGGGGGGACGGCCCGGUACGGCAUGGAGUGGUCAUUGCCAAGGGGAGGAAAGUGUAAAAAAAUCACCAGUAUCUCUAACGGCCAGGACGACCUGAAGAGAGCUCCCACUGGGACUAAAUGUGCCAACAGUAUGGUGUGUGUUAAAGGCCUGUGUCAGGACGUGUCUGUGUAUGGAACCAAGGACUGCUCAGACAAAUGCAACAACCGUGGGGUGUGUAACCAUGAGAACGAGUGCCAUUGUGACCCAGGCUGGGCCCCGCCCUACUGCACAGCGGAGCUGCCCAAUCAGGAGACAGGCUCCAGCGGUGUGGUGAUUGGUGUGUGUGUGGCAGUGGGCGUGCUGCUCCUGCUCACGCUGCUCAUGGCUGGCCUGUCCUGCUGCAAAACCUCCCAUUCCAUGGACAGGACAGCCGUUAAGGGCAAGAGGGUACCACGCACCUCCUCAGGCGAGGCCAACCCUGUAUUUCAGGCAGGCAGUGCCAAGAACAGCCCUCGCUGUGGACCCCCUCGCAUCAGUUUGCCCACCUUCCUGGAGUCCACGGUGACGCAGAGCUGCAAGCCUCUCGGCGUGAAACCAGUACCCAACCGCACUGCCCCACAGCCACCUAAGAAGCCCCCAGUGCAGCCCGUGUUACCUCAUGACCCUAAGCCACAGAACUCAGGCUGUGUAACACCGGCAAAGUCCUCUCCUGCUGUGCCUCAUGUCAAACCUCAUCUUCCAGCAAACAAGCCUGUACCUCCAGCGAACAAGCCACUUCCUGUGGCAAGCCGUCAACUACAUGUGGUGAGCAAACCACAAGCUCCAUCGAGGCCUUUGCCUCCACUGACCCCAAAAACGGUAAACAAGCCAACCCCCCCUCCAGUGCCCCCUGUGAAGCCCUCCUCAUCACCGUCGCCAUGGAAAUUAGAGGUCCCAGCAGGGCAGAAGUUGGCUCUCAUUCCCCCACGGGGUCGCAGAUGACCUAAGAGACCGGGAGACGAGACGAGAGGAGAGGAGAUGAGAGGAAAUGAGGAGUCGCUUUAGAGACAGACAGACCCACAGGAGGUCUAGUGUUUUACCGUCCCCACCACACCAGCAGCCUUAGAGGAGGAACCGAAGGAGGAGAGGGAGAGGGAGAUGAUGACGUGCUGUUUUUUUCUUUGGGCUGGAGUGUUUGUGGCUGGUGUUCGAGGAGCAAUGCCCUCUGGGAUACUGGAGGCAUGUUUAGCGCAGGGUGCAGGACCCGCUGCUUGUUUUCGGGCCGUCCACAUGUAGGUCUUUCUUUCAGGGACUUUUUAAUGGUACGAGUGCCAGACAAAGUGCUCUUUUCAUGGACAUAAUUGCUGAAUUGUUGUGUUGCCGCACUGCUCUAGAUGCCCCUGGACAGCAAGAGCUCACAGGACUGGAUACGUCACAGUCUGGCCAGGGCUGCAAAAUAUUUUUCUCCACACGGACCGCAGCCUCUCUGAAGUUGGAUAUUAAUGAAGAAUGAGGCCAUUUUGGUCCAGUUGGAUUGUUCUGUCUUUUUUCAAGCCACUGAUGCUGUUAUAUUUCUGCACAUUUGUUUUUCCUAUAGGUCACUUGUGUCUGUCGAGUUUAUGUUUACAUGUUUAUGUUGUUUUUUUGCACAUUGACAGAGGCAUUUGAAAGGGUUGUGCCAGUUGUUUUUUUUAGGCAGUUUUCUUGUUCAGCUGGUCUGAAACCUUUUGUAUUUGUCUUAUUGAUUCUCAGCAUUUUUCUUUUUAAUUUACUGUUUUAUUUCAUAAUCAUAACGUCAAAAUAUGUGAAUUUGUGUCAUUUUGUUUAUUCUCUGCAUUUUCUACCGAGCAAUAAAAAGUCAUAACUAUA